Molecule: messenger RNA, 2425 nt
Organism: Phialemonium atrogriseum
Lineage: Eukaryota; Fungi; Ascomycota; Sordariomycetes; Cephalothecales; Cephalothecaceae
Exons: 3
Coding region: 392-2425 (677 amino acids)
Source: RefSeq, a predicted model, not a curated record
CCAAAACACCAAAACUCCAUGACGCUGUCAGUUCGCUGGUAAAUACCCGACCUCAUCAUUGCCAUUGCGUCAAUUUAGCAUAUUCAUUUCCCCUUUCCGUCCAAACGCAGCAAUCACACACGCCUGCGUAUCUCACAAUCGGGGACUGGCGGACUCGAUCACGAGACUCGGAGACUCGGUCCAAGGGAGGAAUGUGGCGUCAACCAACAUCCUUUGUUAACAGUUCUAGCGCUUCAACUCCCCAAGUAUAAAUCAAUCGCCUUCCCUCCCCAGAUGUGAGCUGUCGCAAGCCAUCCCAGCAGCCCCAAAAUUCCCCAUCUUUGUCGCGCAACCACUUUUGCGAAAGUUCCACACAAAGUCCCCCGUAACAUCACGGUCUGAAACCAAAGCUAUGGACGCCGCCGCCAUCUAUGAUCCGCUUGGAUUUGACGAUCAUGUCGUCGAGUCGGAAUACGUAUACCCCGCCGGCGUGGAGGACGAAUAUGACGGCAAUGCUGUCAUGCUCAAUCCCCAACCGGCCGAGCACCAUAUUCGCCGCAACUUCAGCUACCUCAGAUUGCGCGUUGGCUUGGACCCCCAAUUGACGCGACCGGAGAGUGUCAUUGGGGAGGGUCCUCUGCACGACGGCGACGGCGACGGCGACAGCGACGACGCCAAUGACGCGUCCCCGGUAGCUAAUAUGCAGCCGGUCCAGCUUUGCUUCCACGAUUCAUGGCGCCCAUCUGGGGAUCCCAUCUCUCUGCACUUCCAGUCUAGUCCUGACUACCAGAAUAUGGUAGUCCAGACCCGCCACCCCCCCAUCGUCGAGCCCACGGCGCCGAACUACAGCUGCGACUGCGGAGAUAUCUAUCUCAAUCCAGUCAACAACCCCGCUCCCGCUUCCCCCCCGAUGGCCGGUCUCAAACGCUUGUUGAGAAAGGCUGGGGCCAUUUUCUUUGCUGGGUCGAUAAUCUUGUCCAUUAUUUUCCACCGCGACACACCCUGUCAACCAGCUGGGACACCCCACUGUGAACCAGCUGGGACACCUUACUGCACUCAGGAGGUCGACACAAUUCUCCCGCUGCACCAAAGCCUCAUCGACAUUGCCAAAUUGCACUCGACAAUUGCCCCGCACGCACUCCUCUUGCAACCAGGCAUGAAGCCAGAACCUUGGUCCCCCACGACCCUUCUCGUGGACUUGAAGUCCCUAGCCUAUCGGGUGCUGGUGGAUCUGGACGCCAUCUUGCCUUCUAGCAUAGGGGGUGCGCAUUGGGACAUAUACGAGGCAGCGAUGCGGCAUCUCCAGCAGGCCGACAUGCUCUGGUUCGAGCAGAAGACCCAACUGGCCCACGAUCUCACUGCCCGGGCCUCAUCCUGGCUAGUCGUGGCGUCACACAAUCUAGGCUCACUCGAACCAAAAGAAGCGGCGUGCAGAGUUGCCGCCAACGCCACGACCAAGUCCGACCACACCGGAACCAAGUCAUCUUCCUCGGAGAAACCCACAGACAACGACACAUGCCGGGACAGAGUAGCCCAGUCCGUCCUCGAGCAAGUCUUCAUCGAACGCCUCCUCCCAGACUCAACCCUCCCCUCAACCCCCUCCCAGCAAUUCCUCGGCGUAGGCCUCAACCUCGCCGCCCUCGCAGGCAACCUCUCCCUCGCCCACGACCACCUCACCAACCUCGUCCGACUCGCAGACUGCCCCGACCCAGAAACCCCCACCUCCGACGACGCACCCGCCUCUCCAUCCUGGGGCGACCGCCUCCGCACCAAAAUCGGCUGGACACCACCACCACCCCCUGAUCCCAACCCCAACCACCUCCUCUGCACCCGCAUCACCACCCACAUCCAACCCCGCCUCGCAGCGCUGGCCACCCUCACCGCCGGCGUUGACCACGCAAGAGACGUAGCCGCGGAGGUGGAGGCGCGCGUCGACGGCCUCAGGUACGUCGUCACGGCUCUGCUGGUCGGGCCGGCCGGGGAGGCGGGGGAGGAGCAGCACCCCGAGUGGGAGGCGGUGUCGGAGGCGCUGUUUGGGCAUGUGGAGAGGGAGGAGUGGGAGGAUGCUGGGUUUGCGGUGGGGGUGGGGAGGGGGAUGUGGGUUGAGGUGGAGGGGGGUGUGGGGGUAGAGAGGCGGUGGGUUUUUGUUAAGAGGGGUGAGGCGGAUGCGCUGAAGGAUCUUGCUCGGGUCGUUGAGACGAUCCGCCCGGCUGAUAAUGCGGCGUGGUUUGGGGAGUAUGUUAUUAUCUACGACGGAUCGGGGGAUGUGUCGGGAGCGACUUGCGGCCGCGUCCGGUACCGGCUUCCUGGGGUUGCUGAGAUGAGGGAAGCGAUCGACUUGGCUGCUAGUGUCAUUGGCUACGAAGCUCGCGGCACCUUGGCGGAAUGGCAGCGCCGGGAUGCGGCGUGGGAGUCUCCGUGGUUUUAUAUACAAUGUUAUUUCUAA